Messenger RNA from Physella acuta, 2779 nucleotides. RefSeq names its product ATP-binding cassette sub-family G member 8-like. Gene Ontology annotation, molecular function: ABC-type transporter activity; cholesterol transfer activity. The record is from RefSeq and is a predicted model, not a curated record. Gene Ontology annotation, biological process: transmembrane transport; cholesterol efflux; cholesterol homeostasis. NCBI's taxonomy places the organism in Eukaryota, Metazoa, Mollusca, Gastropoda, Physidae. Gene Ontology annotation, cellular component: plasma membrane; signaling receptor complex.
GUAUUUUGUUCCUGGACGAGCCAACUUCCGGCCUGGACUCCUUCACGGCCAACAGUUUGGUCAAAACCUUGUCACGUCUAGCCAGCAAGCAGAGGACGGUGGUCAUGUCCAUCCACCAGCCCAGGUUCGACAUCUUCAACACCGUUGACGACGUGAUGAUACUGUCCAAAGGUCACGUGGUCUACAACGGUGGCGCCCGGGACAUGGUCAGCUACUUCACCGGCUUGGGGUUCCCCUGUCCUGACCUGACCAACCCCUGCGAUUUUUACAUUGACCUGGCCACGGUGGACAGCACGUCGAGGGAGCAGGAGGAGCAGGGGUCAAGGACAGUUGAGCAACUGUGGGAGGCUUUCCAAAGCAGAGAGGGGGCUGGGGAGGUUGAAGGCAGCAGCCGACAGGAGAUUAUCGGUCCGGAUCAGAUUAAGCAUAUGCCCGAGACGUUGAAGAUCGCCUCCUACAACAAGAGGGUAACGGCUGACGACACGCUACAGAACCUGAUUGACGCUUACGAGAGGCAGCGGUCUAGUCCAGGCAUGGGACAACAGUUCAUGGUGCUCUUUAAACGCUGCAUGCGGGUGACGGUCGACGACUACCCCACCCUCCUGACGCACGUGGUGCAGGCGCUGCUGAUGUCCCUACUGCUGGGGAUGGUCUACAUCGACCUCAAGCUCAACCAGGUUUCGAUCCGGGACUGGUUCGGUGUCAUGUUCAUGAUGAGCGUCAUGUACCCGUAUAUGGUCAUACUGGGGCUGAUUGGGGCGUGUCACGAAGAAAGAAAAUUUCUUUACUUUGAACUUCAAGACAAACUUUACCACCCUGCAGCAUACUACUUCGCUAAGGUGCUGAGUGAUGUCCCCUUUCAUCUGAUCUACGUCAUCUGCUACAUUAUCCCCCUUUACGGGAUGUCCGGCCUGCCCAUCGGCCCUUACAACUGUUUCAUGUUUGCUCUCUUUGUGGGCGUGUCUGUGUUUACAUCGCGUUGCCUAGCGAUGAUGUCAGCCGCCAUCUUGCCGACCUAUCAGAUCGCGAGUUUCUUCUGCCAGACCAUCUUCUCCCUGUUUAUAAUGAGUGCUGGGUUUCUCAUUAACCUUAACAACAUUAUCUCAGAGAGCAGGUGGAUCCCUGACAUCUCCUACCUCCGCUGGGGUUUCCAGGCCCUCUGUCUCAUCGAGAUCGAGGACCUCGAGUUCGAGUGCAACACGGCCGUCACGCCCCGCUGCGUCCAGACGGGGGCCCAGGCCCUGCGAACGUUCUCGUUCGGCGGCCAGAGUCUGUGGCACUGUGCGCUCGGCCUGGGCGGGACGAUGGUCGUCUUCUUGGUGGUCAUGUUGCUGGGACUCAAGUAUGUACCACAAAAACCACACAUGGAGUAAUGGAGUAAACUUGACAUUUUGGUGGUCAUGUUGUUGGGGCUAAAGUAUGUACCACAGAAACCACACAUGGAGUAAUGGAGUAAACUUGACAUUUUGGUGGUCAUGUUGCUGGGGCUUAAGUAUGUACCACAGAAACCACACAUGGAGUAAACUUGACAUUUUUUGGUUAUUGAUGGGUACCACAGAAACCACACAUAGAGUAAACUUGACAUUUGUUGGUUAUUGAUGGGUACCACAGAAACCACACAUAGAGUAAACUUGACAUUUGUUGGUUAUUGAUGGUUACCACAGAAACCACACAUAGAGUAAACUUGACAUUUGUUGGUUAUUGAUGGGUACCACAGAAACCACACAUAGAGUAAACUUGACAUUUGUUGGUUAUUGAUGGGUACCACAGAAACCACACAUAGAGUAAACUUGACAUUUGUUGGUUAUUGAUGGGUACCACAGAAACCACACAUGGAGUAAACUUGACAUUUUGCUGGGGCUCAAGUAUGUACUACAAAAGGCACACAUGGAGUAAUGGAGUAAACUUGACAUUUGGCGUGGUCAUGUUGCUGGGUUCAAGUAUGUACCAAAAAGGCACACAUGGAGUAAACUUGACAUUUUUUUUAAAAAUGUAAGCUUGUCGUUUUGUGGUUAUUGAUGUGUUAAAGUGUAAACUUGUCGUUUUGUGGUUAUUGAUGUGUACCACAGAAACCACACAUGGAAUAAACUUGGACAUUUUUAAAAACUAAACUUGUCGUUUUGGGAUUAUUGAUGUGUACCACAAACUCUUCACCUGGAGUAAACUUGAAUUUUUUUCAAACGUAUAAAUCUUUGGUUAUUGAACUUUUUUACACUCCUCAUCUGGAGUAAACUUGACAUUUUUAAAGUGUAAACUUGUCGUUUUGUGGUUAUUGAUGUGUACCGCAAAUAUUUCACUUGGAGUAAACUUGACAUUUUUCAUUAUGCAUAAUUUUCAUGGGGUGUGGUUAGGGGCUUAUACCCCCCUGCCGGUUAGGGGCUUAUACCCCCCCUGCCGGUUAGGGGCUUAUACCCCCCUGCCGGUUAGGGGCUUAUACCCCCCUGUCGGUUAGGGGCUUAUACCCCCCUGCCGGUUAGGGGCUUAUACCCCCCCCCCCCUGCCCCACGCCCCUGGAUAUGUGUCACUGAGCUCAAACAUUGUGCAAACUUGUCACAUUUUUUGUUGGUAAACCUGGCAUUAUUAAACUUAGUAUUAUUAAAUUUCGCAUUGUUUCUGCAAAAUACAUUUCUUAGUUUAAAUAAUAUAAAUGUGUCAUUAUAUCUUCAUUCAACGUAUGCUACAUUUUGUCAUAAAAUAUACCUGAUAUGGUUAACUUGUCAUUUUAUAUUUAUUUAAGUCAAAUUGUUGUCAUAUUUUCGCUGUGAUUUAUCAUCGUUAU